AUGAUGAAAUAUCUAUUCUUAGUAGUAACAGUUUUUGCCGCCGUUAAGGCACAACAGCUAACUCAAGAAGAAAUCGAAAAAUUCAAAAAAAUACAUAGUGACUGCAUGAAGGAAACGUCGGUGGAUGAAGCCGUAAUGUUAGCAGCGAUGAGAGGUGAAUACACUGAAGAUGAAAAGCUCAAAAAUCAGAUCUUGUGCGCCAACAAAAAAAUUGGCUUCCAAAAGGAAAAUGGUGAUAUUGACGAAGAGGUUUUAUUCAAAAAGCUGGUUGAAAAGUUUUCCAACGAAACGCUGGUUAAGGCUGCGGUAAAACAAUGCGCUCAGAAAAAAGAUAAUCCAGCUGAGACUGGUUUUCAAAUGACCAAGUGUUUGCAUUCAAUGGCCCCGACGGAUCUUAAAGUGGAAUCAUAUUUUUAA
This is a messenger RNA of Ceutorhynchus assimilis (cabbage seed weevil), 417 nucleotides long. The record is from the annotation of a GenBank genome assembly. NCBI's taxonomy places the organism in Eukaryota, Metazoa, Arthropoda, Insecta, Coleoptera, Curculionidae.